CUUUGUAUUUAGCACUCCUGAUGUUGGUGUCGAUUUCCGUUACUAGAUCUACGUGGCUUCAUGCGCUACAAUGAACGCCAUAUGACGCAGUUAUUGUGAAGACCUGGGUGCGAAUGUAUGGACGAAAGAGACCAAGAUAUCAGUCGAAGUAUAAGUUAAAAAUGUUUCGGAUAAAAUUAAUUAAACAAAUUCUUGGAUUUUCAAUGUGUAUGGCGUUUUGUUUUAUGAUCACAUCUUUAGUGCGACCAGAGAAAGAUGUUCACACCAUGUCGCGAGCGUCCGAUUCUGGUGAUACUGUGUGGGAUACACUUCCUAGACGGCCUAUUAUUCAGCAUCAAGAAAAGCAAGAAUCGAUGCGGCGAGGAAGAAUAAACGUUCGGGACUUGUGCAAAGGAAACAGUUUUGAAAAAGAAAAUGUGUUUGAAUAUGGCAGAUUAAUGCAGAAUCGUUCAGUGUAUUACUGCUACGUUCCAAAAUGUGGAACAACUUUCAUGGAAGUAUUUCUAAAGAAGGUCUUCACAAGUCCGAACACUGUUUUUACAAAGGAAUACUAUGAAGAGAUAAAGGAGCCCCAUACGUUACCAGAUGCGUAUUCUUUCACCUUCGUACGAGAGCCAUAUAGCAGAUUGUUUUCAGCAUACGAAAAUAAAUUUUUCCACCCAAACGAAAUGUGGAAGAAGCUAGGAACUGAAGUUAUCCGUGAAGUAAGGCCAGAUGCUUCGGAAACAAGUAAAGACAUCGGCCAUGACGUAACGUUUUCUGAGCUGGUACAGUAUGUGGUGAAAAUGUGGGCAGAAAGGAGACCCCUAAACCCACACCUUGCGCCAAUGAAAACUAUUUGUGAUCCGUGUCAAAAACGUUUUGAUUUUAUAGGAAAAUUGGAAACAAUGUCUCAAGAUCUACAAGAUUUAGUUGAAGAGUUAAAAUAUAGGGAGGUCGUUUCAAAAGGCAUCAGCUCUACAGCUAAGAUAGAAUCUGACACGAAAAAUUCACGAGUUUUCGGUCGUAUAUUCCACAUGUUUGAAAGUGUGAAAAAGUACAAAAACUUGAUAUCCAAAUAUAAACUUUUUCAAAGAACCUGGUCGAGUUAUCAGAUGAGAGGAGUUAUUCUUAAAGAAAUUGAAAUGCCUUUUCUUGAGAUGGAUGUGGAAGAUGUAGAGGAACCCGAAUACAGACUUGCAGUUAAGGAUGCAGUUGAAUCCAGUGUAAAGUAUGAAGCUGAGCUAAAAGCACAGCGUACAGAGUCGCUCGUUCAAGCCUAUAGAACGGUUCCAUUGGAUUUAAUGACCAAACUGCAAGAAUUCGUAAAAAGUGAUUGUCUUAUAUUUGGGUAUGAUGACAAGCCAAAGCAACUGUUCGACAGAUCGUUCCCGAUUAAUCCAGAAGGACACGACUACUUUAAGGGGUUGUAGGAUUAUCAUUUUUUUUAAUUUCGAAAAAGCAACCUUAUGUGAACAAGAGAAAGUCAACUCAAGCAUUGUUAUC
Messenger RNA from Ruditapes philippinarum (Manila clam), 1485 nucleotides. Its product is annotated as carbohydrate sulfotransferase 11-like. Gene Ontology annotation, biological process: carbohydrate biosynthetic process. Gene Ontology annotation, molecular function: sulfotransferase activity. Gene Ontology annotation, cellular component: membrane. Bases 114 to 1412 code for a protein of 432 amino acids. The record is from RefSeq and is a predicted model, not a curated record. Lineage: Eukaryota; Metazoa; Mollusca; Bivalvia; Venerida; Veneridae. The transcript has 3 exons.